AUGAAUCCCUUGACAGAAGAUCUAUGGGAAAUAAUACUAGCACGAUUACCAAUAAAGGUGAUCAAAUCUUCAAAAUUGGUUUGCAAGCAAUGGAAAUCGAUCGUGGAGUCUCCAUAUUUCCGUGACCUGUUCUUGUCUCUUCACAAAAACUCGCAUUGUUCUUCAUGGUCGCUCAUGUUUAGUUGUUCAACGAGAGAAAUCGUGGCUCAUUACGGAUGUGAUACUUGGGGUCUUCCACGUUCUCUAGGCUUCUACAUCUCUUCUUUCCUAACUAACAAGUUCAAGACUCAAAACGGCAGGUACAAAGCAUGGGUUUACACGGACGACGUUGGGUUGAUUUUGAUCAGUGAAAACUAUUUCUGCGCCAAGAACCGAUCCUUGUACGUAGCUAAUCCUAUUUCACAGGAAUGCGUACGAAUCCCUUCUCAUGCUCAUCUCAACGAAUAUUCACGGCCCUUGGGGAUGGCCACACAAACUAAGAACGGCAUCUUCUUGGGUUACAAAAUUGUUGUGGUCGACUUCCCAGCUAAACCUUAUAGUUUGUCGAUAUUUUCGUCUGAGACAGGCUUGUGGAGUCACAAAACGAACUCGCAUUGUUCUUCAUGGUCGCUCAUGUUUAGUUGUUCAACGAGAGAAAUCGUGGCUCAUUACGGAUGUGAUACUUGGGGUCUUCCACGUUCUCUAGGCUUCUACAUCUCUUCUUUCCUAACUAACAAGUUCAAGACUCAAAACGGCAGGUACAAAGCAUGGGUUUACACGGACGACGUUGGGUUGAUUUUGAUCAGUGAAAACUAUUUCUGCGCCAAGAACCGAUCCUUGUACGUAGCUAAUCCUAUUUCACAGGAAUGCGUACGAAUCCCUUCUCAUGCUCAUCUCAACGAAUAUUCACGGCCCUUGGGGAUGGCCACACAAACUAAGAACGGCAUCUUCUUGGGUUACAAAAUUGUUGUGGUCGACUUCCCAGCUAAACCUUAUAGUUUGUCGAUAUUUUCGUCUGAGACAGGCUUGUGGAGUCACAAAACGGUCCAUGAACAUUUCCCUUGGCGCUAUAAUACGGCCAUCAGCUUGCAUGAAAACAUUCACUGGCUCGCUGGCAUCAGUGACCAGGAAGAAGGUGUUGUAACCAUGGAUCUUUACGCCACAGGUUCAAUUCAAUGCCGUGUUACGCCUUUCCCUGAUUCAGGAAAACAUCCAAGAUUCAUUAGAUCUCUCUCAACUUGUCAAGGAUCUCUCAUGUAUAUGAACAUAGUCUCUGUUUCCAAAGUUGAUGGAAGUCUGGACGUCAUAUCUAACAGGUAG
Messenger RNA from Camelina sativa (false flax), 1299 nucleotides. The record is from RefSeq and is a predicted model, not a curated record. Lineage: Eukaryota; Viridiplantae; Streptophyta; Magnoliopsida; Brassicales; Brassicaceae.